Coregonus sp. 'balchen' is the source of this 27573-nucleotide messenger RNA. Lineage: Eukaryota; Metazoa; Chordata; Actinopteri; Salmoniformes; Salmonidae. The record is from the annotation of a GenBank genome assembly.
AUGGAAAAGGACAGGAGGAAGUUUAAAGUGAGCCGCUUGCUGACCCUCUACCUCUUCAAGAAGCACCAUAACAAGGCUUUGGGCAGAAUCAGCGCGCCACAGACACAGAUGGGCCAUGGCACCUCCACAGAGAAAGAGACAGGCAAUGAGACCGACACCUCCCAUGCAGACAGUCACAACAGCACCCAGUGGACGGUAAUGUGGUCUUCAUACUGGGGAGAAUGGUCAUGCAAUUAAGUGCAUUUUUUACUUAAGCGGAAGGCUUCGCCCCAUACAGAAUUAGAUCUUCGCUUAUUGUCAUAUGAUUGUGUGUGGACUAUGGAGCAGGAGAUGUGCAAAAGGCGUGUGUUAGUUAGGAAGUGUUGUCCGUGUUUCUCCUAUAUUCAUUUAGCAGCGGCAGGGUGCCGCUUUUUUUAAAUAAAUAAAAUGUGGGAUGGUGAAUGACUAAAACAAUAUAAAGUAUGUAGAAAAGAUAAUGGAGAUAUAUAUUUUUAAAUAAAGAUCACAUUUUCUUUCAGCUCAAUGACUAAAUGUGUAGAAUUGCAGGAAAUUAGCUUUAAAGUAACUGCCCAGUGAAAAUCUCACUUUUAAAAGUUAAUUGCAGGUGUUCAUCAUUAUCACCUUCACAGGUGUUCACCAUUAUCCAGCUCCUGCAAAACGCCUGCUGUUAGUCAUUUGCAACCUAAACAAAGAUAAAUAUUGAUAGUAUGAAAAUGGAACAAUAUGAACAUAUGGUUCUUUGUCUAUGGUUCUUUGUCUUGAUGUGUUACUAAUGUACAUUAUUUUAUAUUUAUUGCUAUAAACUAUGCUAGGGUUAGGAGAUGAUAGAUACAAUGGGUUUGUGAGGGUUUUUACUUUAAAGAGAUUAACUUUACACAAGUUAUGUUCGAUAAGUUAGGUGUUGUUAUUUUAAGUGGUUCAGCAGUGUGGUAGAAGUGUUUGUGGUCAGAAGUGUUAGCAGCGUUGGAAAAAGUACCCAAUUGUCAUAUUUGAGGUAAAGUAAACAGAAAAUGAUUCAAGGAAAAGUGAAAGUCACCCAGUAAAAUACUACUUGAGUAAAAGUCUAAAAGUAUUUGGUUUUAAAUAUACUUAAGUAUCAAAAGUAAAUGUAAUUGCUAAAAUAUACUUAAGUAUCAAAAGUAAGUAAAAGUAUACAUCUUUUCAAAUUCCUUAUAUAAAGCAAACCAGGUGGCACCAUUUUCUUGUUUUUAAAAUUUACGGAUAGCCAGGGGCAUGCUCCAACGCUCAGACAUAAUUUACAAACUAAGCAUGUGUUUAGUGAGUCUGCCAGAUCGGAGGCAGUAGGGAUGACCAGGUAUGUUCUCAUUAUACAUGUGUGAAUUAGACAAUUUUCCUGUCCUGCUAAGCAUUCAAAAUGUAACGAGUACUUUUGGGUGACAGGAAAAAUGUAUGGAGUAAAAUAUAGAUAAUUUUAAUUAGAAAUGUAGUGAAGUAAAAGUAGUCCAACAUAUAAAUAGUAAAGUACAGAGACCCAAAAAAACUACUUAAAUACUUUCAAGUACGUCUCCGCUGUAUCCAAGAUGCUUGAUCUUGACUUCUAGCCACUUAGCUAGCAAGUUAGCAAACCAAAUGCAUAGCUGGAGCCCUGAGCUGGAUCUAAUUUGUUUGACACAUUUUAGAUUUCGUAUAGUUACACUUAACUUAUAAUUAUAAGCAGUGGCGUAGCACAAAGCCCCCGUCGAUAUUUAGAAUACCCCAGUGUACAGUAUAAACGGUAUAUUGCCCAAGCCUAGUGUGUACUGUGUGAAUGUUCUGUUGUAAUUGCAGUAUGAUACAGCUAUUAAAGAUGUUUUGGGCAAGAUAAAGUAGGCCUAGGCUCUAAAGCAGCCUCUUUGCUACAACGCUGGUGUAAAAACAGAAUUAUUUCAAGCUGUGGCUGUGGUUACCAGUCUCAAUAUAAUUGACAGUAAAUGGUGCUAUCAGUCGGUUUCCAGUGAGACUCAUAACACAAACAUACGUCAUGGUUGUGAACUUCCCCUUGUUAAUUUUCACAGGGUUUUCUGACUACUCUUGUUUCCUCCCUCCAUCAGUCUGUGCCAAGAUGUUUUCUUCAGUAGUUGAGAAUGUUGGAACUCUACUUAGGAUAAAACCCUGUGUGUAUCACUGCUCUGUAUACUUCUAAGCUGCACCAGGCCAUUUCCUUUCUCUCAACUCGCUCUCUCGCUUUCUAUACUCUCUUGGCUGCAACUUUUGUUUUCUAUCCUCUUCCUCUUUCCGGUUGGCUUCUCUGCAUCGUUGCUCGGAGGUACACACACUGUGAUCAGGACACACCCUUGUGCAACCUCCCAGCAACUUUUUAGUGGCCUGCUGAAGGCCACUGAGUAUUCGGUAGUGGCGCGUACGCCACAGUAGAAGGACGCUCUGUUCUUUUCCAUUUUUAAAUAUUCUUCAACUUCAUGUGCUAAAACGUCUGUCGGUUUCCAUUUGGAGAGAACUGUGAGAGACCGAUUUGUACUAAAGGACAGUCAGUCGGCUGAAGUUCUAAUCGGUGUAUUCAACCUCAAAAUACACAGUCACUUGAAAACACAUGUAUUGUAUCAUGGUUAGGAUCAGUCUGAUGAGCAGAUGGGUUCAAAUGUUUUCGCAUUGUGUAGAUUAUAAUCAAGCUUGGAAAGCUUUCCUCCGCCUACUAUACUGUGGUAUCAUAGAUACUGUGGUGUCUCCUGGAUAAUGGACCUUCUCCCCCUCUAUCUCUCUCCAGGAGGAUGACAUCAUCAAGGAGAUCAACAUCACCCACGUGGUCAAGGAGGGCUCAGAGAAGGCCGACGCUCGCCAGUUUGAGCUGCUCAAAGUGCUGGGCCAGGGCUCCUUCGGCAAGGUAAGACAUCACCCCUCUAAGGUAGCACAUUUGCCUUUGUUCAAAUAACCCUCAUAACAGAUCUGAGAAGUGGUUCACAUUGCUAUACACAUGUAUACCUCUUGUUUUGAACGCCCAUCUUUUUAGGGGAACAAAUCAUGUUGCUAAUGACAGCACUUGACCGCUGAAAGUUUAUCACUACAGUAAAAAGACUUCACACUUAAUAAUUUGCCUCUAAAUAAGCAUGCAAAAAGAGUUGGCAAAAGGGGUUCUCGUUUUCAUAUCAAACAGUUUCCUAGGAAACAUUUAAACAGUUUCCAAAAUGCAGUGUUCAAUCUCCCCAAAGUAUUGCUUCUUAUUGAGUUUGUGAACAUAUCAAAAAAGCAUAUGCACCAUAAUACAGAGGUAAAAGCCUGUAGAUGGAAGAAUCCAUUUGUAUGGUCAUUGGUAUGGCUUGAGAUUGUUCAGGCGUGCUCUGGUGCCACUAUGUUAAUAAUCCACACCUGGAUUAGCCUGACACACAAACACGCAUGUAACCAAUGUGAAAUGUCUAGCUAGUUAGCGGUGCGUGCUAGUAGCGUUCAAUCGGUGAUGUCACUCACUCUGAGACCUUGAAGUAGUUGUUUCCCUUGCUCUGCAAGGACCGCAGUUUUUGUGGAGCGACGGGUAACUAUGCUUCUUGUGUGACAGUAGACGAUGUGUUCAGAGGGUCUUUGGUUGGAGCCCAGGUUGGGGCAAGAAGAGGGACGGAAGCAACACUGUUAGACACACAGACACACACACACACCUGUCAUUCAGCUCACUGCUUCACCCACUCCAGGCUGUAUCACAACCGGCCGUGAUUGGGAGUCCCAUAGGCACAAUUGGCCUAGCGUCAUCCGGGUUUGGCUGGUGUAGGCAGUCAUUGUAAAUAAGAAUUUGUUCUUAACUGACUUGCCUAGUUAAAUAAAGGUAAAAUACAUUUUUUUAAAAACUCCUCUAGCAUUGUGGCACAGGAGGUAGCCUAGAUUCACUUUAUUUAGAGCACUUUAAACACAUUAUUGACAAACCAACUCAAUGUUCCCUCAUAUUCGUUCCAUUUAAUCUCCUACUUAUCAGACUGCAAGAUCAGAAAUAGCAAAAAACAUUAUAAUUUCUGGUUGAGCUCAUUGCUCUUGAUGUCUGGUCAUUUCAAAAUGGAUUGUGAAUGUAAUGAAUGCAUAGAUAGCGAAAAAUAUGGACGUUAAAGCUAUCUAGGUCAAUAUAAUGGACGUUUACCUAGCAGUUUAUGGGACAUUGUCUGGCAUUUUAUAGUAUUUGCAUAUCAUUUGCAGUUCAAGAAAAUCCCCAUAGAAAAUCAAAGACCAAAGUAUUUUGUUUAUUGAAAAGUAGUUCUACCAACGAACAUUCCCCUUGUCAGUCCCAUAGGUUUGUAGCCUACUGCACUGGAUUGAACAUAGAAAUAUAAAUACCUAUGUGUACAUUCAAUAUGGCCGCCGGUCCCUCCAUCACAGAGCAUAGACUUGAAUAGGAAUGUCCAUUCUAGUUCUUCCUUUUCUAUGGGAUUAAGAGUUGGAUGUUGUCUUGUGUUGCCUGCAGGUGUUUUUGGUGCGGAAGGUGACGCCUCCCGACAACAACGAGCUGUACGCCAUGAAGGUCCUGAGAAAAGCCACCCUCAAAGGUACACAUAUACGUUUGUUUUACUAUACUUGUUGGGACUAAACAAUUGAUUCCCAUUCAAAAUUCUGUUUUCCCUAACCCCUAAAGCUAACCCUAAAAUAGCAGUUUUCCUUGUGGGGACCGGUAAAAUGUCCCCACUUGUCUGAAUUUUCUUUGUUUUACUAUCAUUUGUACAUUUUUCUUUACAUUUUUAGUCAUUUAGCAGACACUCUUAUCCAGAGCGACUUACAGUUAGUGAGCUACAGGGGACUUCUGGUCCCCACAAGGAUAGUAAAGCCAAAAACAAACACACAGAGUAACGGAGGAAAGCGGAAAAGAGACAUAUACUAUCAUGGGAAACGAUACUGUAGCUACACAUUCAUGGGAUUGAAAACAUGUUGUGAACUCACUGAGGCAUCCCACAUCAAAAACACCCCACUUUACAGCAAACACGAGUGGUUAUGUUCUUAGCGAGGGCUCGGUCUCACCUCUUUCAUUUGCAGACAUGUAGUUUUGCACUUGCUACUCCACGUGUCCUUUUGCUUUACACUUUGCCCCCCCCUGUUUUUGUUUUGAUCUUGUUUCUGUGUUGAUCUUGAUUCAAGGCUUUGAUAGUGAGAAGAAAUCAACCGUUUUACAGUUAGUGGGUACCUGUUUUUGUGUGCUGUGGUCUGCUGCUGUGGGAUCUAGUCUACACUAGAUGUCAACACCCUGACAGUUUCAUAGAUUAGCGCUUCAAUGUAAUUGUGUGGUGAAAAUUAAUCUAAUCGUCCAAUAUUGGUUUCACAUGGACCUCGACAAGGAUAUUUUCAUUAUUUUUCGGUUGUUAGAUGAAUUGAUUUAGCAGUUUUAUGGCCUUCAGACAAGCAUUGGUUAUUUGGUGUUUUGUAUUGAAUAUUGAAUAUAUCCCAUUUAAAAUACCAAUGGUGGCAUUUUGGCGUUCAUUCAGGUCGUGUCUCAGCAUUAGGCAGCCUUAGGCACCCAGUUCCAAACCCAUCUUUGUUACCGAGCCACGGCUAUAGUAAGGUUUUGAGCUAACCUUAUGACAGCGCUGACACGGUGUGGCCCUCACCUCCCACAGUGAGAGACCGGGUGAGGACCAAGAUGGAGAGAGACAUCCUGGCAGACGUCAACCACCCCUUUGUGGUCAAACUCCACUAUGGUGAGUAACAACCAGAUCUAGGUUCAUAAAGUACAGUAUAUUAGAAAAACCAAGGUCUGGUGACAACGCUAUGACAGCCAAAAGCUAUUAACUUCCCUCUGGUCAUCAAGGGCAGUCAUUGUUUAAAUGAACAGCAACAACUUUGGGUGUUCUAGGUUUACCAGACAAAUGGACUUUUAGCACUACUCCUAACCACAUGUUUGUUUGUAUGUGCCUCCAGCAUUUCAGACAGAGGGAAAGCUCUAUCUGAUCCUGGACUUUCUGAGAGGAGGUGAUCUCUUCACCAGGCUGUCGAAAGAGGUGUGUUCUUAGUCUUAUUUUAUGUCUCAUUCUCCUCUCUAAUCAUGAUCCUGUCUGGACUCAUGUACGUUUUUUUCCUCUUUGUGUGUGUGUGUGUGUGUAUAUGUUUGUUUGGGUAUCGUAUCCAGGUGAUGUUCACAGAGGAGGACGUGAAGUUCUACCUAGCAGAGUUGGCCCUGGGCCUGGACCACCUGCAUGGCCUGGGCAUCAUCUACAGAGACCUCAAACCUGAGAAGUAGGUGGAGCCUCAGUGAAGGGCAGCUAGUCCUAGCAAAUGGAACGAAAGUGAGAGGGACCUACCUGAAUUUGUCCAAUAGAAACUCUCGUUUUCAUAGCAAAACACAACUGUUUGCAACUGUUUGGACUAAAGAUUACACCCCUUAAGUGCUAUGCUAUUGUAGCCCCGACCACAAAUGUCUGGGUUUUGGUGUUCUUUUCUAUAAUGAGAGGGACAUUGAGAUGCAGAGUGCUUCUCUGUUAUCUCUUACAGACUUUGCUAUAACCAUUAUUCAAAGCCCCUAAUUCUAAUUUUAGCCCCAUGGUGAUAACAUUAAUGAACCCCAUCAGAACUGAGAGGACUGAAUGCACAACCAGAGCUAUUAUCACGUCUGGUCUUGAGCAAUGGGAUCUUAACAUGAUAUAUGGAUACUAGAGAAUGAGAAAGCUAGUCUGCACAGACAGAUUAGACACGUUUUAUUCCUUCCCGUACGUAUGUGGCAGAUACAAUUCUGAUACACUGUGAAUUCACUGAGAGGGGACAUCUUGAUUUGGCCAGCCCUUUUGCCAUUACAAUUGUGAAGGUGUGCUACUAAAUGUUUUAGGUUUUUUUAGUCUACAGAGUGUUUUUUGAACUCACAGAAAGUAUUCUAGACUCAGUGUCAGGUUAUUUGUACCAGUCUGUGGUUGUGACAACAUUUUUUUUCUACCUUUUUAUCACAAUAUGAUAGUACUACGCACCUCACACUAACACCUCUUCUCAUUUUAUUUUCUAGCAUUCUACUGGAUGAAGAAGGCCAUAUCAAACUCACAGGUACCCUCCCCCACACACUUCCCUCCCCCCACACACUUUCCAUCCUCCUGUUGACCUUCCCCAUUAGUCAGUGAAUCACCAAAGCCUAAUCUGUCCCUGUGUAGAUAACUUCUCUAUAUAUCAUUACCUAGAAGUUAAUUAUGUUUCUCCUGCAUCUUAUCAACCCUAUAAUCACUCUCUCUAUUGGCUGUUUACCUUUUGGGCGUACACGCACGCACAAACACAAGCAUCAAAGGUGACCUUGAAUAUAUGUCACGGUGUGAUGUAUUAACUUCACAUGGGGAAUAUGAAUUAUGAGGCUUUUGAAUACCUGCAUGAGUCAUGAAGGCAUCAGGAAGUGUUACAGAAAGUUUUCCCUGAUAAUGGCCCUAUAUAAUUCCCCACUAUAUAUGGAAUAGGGGGCCAUUGCGAACGCACCCUGGGCCCUAGUUGUAGGCUAUGGAAUAGUUGUAGGGCAGGUCAGGUCAUAUGAUCAGGAAAAACUCCUGGCCAUAUCCAUAAAGCAUAGUGCAAAUAAUGUACUCUAUUCCUGUACAGGUGUAGGAUCCUAAUUUGGUCAUCCUGCACAGCAGGAAAUGCAUACUUGUAGUGAAUUCAAGGUUUAAAAAGGUUUCUAAUGUUUGUAAUUUCCACUUUAAAAUUUCACUUGAUUUGCUCUGACUAAAAAUCUAUUAUCCCAUACAAAAAUGUCCACUAAUUAUAAUUCACACAAUAAUGCACAUUUCCUGUUGCUGUAGGAUUAUUUUCCUGCUGUGAAAAACAGGUCAAAUUAAGAUCCUAUACCUGUAUGCCUGCCUGUCCACUGUGUGUAUUCAUGAUGUGUGUUUAUAAUAGUACCGGUAGUUGAAUGGUAACUGACUUGUGGCGUUUUAACCCCAGAUUUUGGCCUGUGUAAAGAGGCCGUUGACCAUGAGAAGAAGGCCUACUCCUUCUGUGGUACGGUGGAGUACAUGGCACCAGAGGUGGUGAACAGGCAGGGCCACAUCCACAGUGCGGACUGGUGGUCGUUUGGGGUACUGAUGGUGAGUCAUCAUAUCUCAUUUGGGUCAUGUUCAUUAGUGCACAAUGUAGUAAAACGCUUUGCAAAUGAAAAUGAUCGUUAGUUUAUGUAGUUCCUCCCUGUUUGUCUGUUUUCUUCAAUUUGAACACAACCCUUAUAAUACAGACAAUCAAACAAACAUAAAUAUGAUGUGUGUGUUUGCGUCAGAGCCCUAGAAUAGAAUUGAAUGUCAAAGUGUCAUAUGUCAAAUAUGGUGAUUGUAUUUGUUUCACAGUUUGAGAUGCUGACCGGAUCGCUACCGUUCCAUGGAAAGGACCGCAAAGAGACCAUGAACCUGAUCCUCAAGUAGGUAGACACAAUCACAGGCUAGUGUCUGUAAGCAGUUAACCCAGUUCCCCGGGUGCCGAUUACGUGGAUGUCGAUUAAGGCAGCCAUCCGCACCUCUCGGAUUCAGUCUUUGAAAUUGUUGCAUGCUGCAUUUAUAUUUUUGUUCAGUAUAUUUAUUUAGCCUGGUUGAACCAGACUGAAUGCUGUGUUCAGGAAAACAAUGGUGAACGUUCUGCAGCAUUCAAUCUGGAUUAACCAGGCUACUAUUUAUUAGCCUGUUGGAUUUAACAAUGUCACCCCCUGCAGGGCAAGAUUGGGAAUGCCCCAGUUCCUGAGUUCAGAGGCCCAAAGUCUCCUCCGAGCUCUGUUCAAGAGGAACCCUACCAACAGACUGGGUGAGUAUUCCGUAACUAUAUGUACUUACCCACUAGCUAAUGACAAGCUAAUUACAGUGGUUGUUCCACUAGUAGAGUAAUUACUUUGGUAUAAUACUACCUAUUUUAUGUUAAGCAUAGAGCUUUUGCAUAGGUUGUAUGCAGUAAUCCAUACUAACAGUGUGAUUGUGUGGACAGGGUCGGGGGCAGACGGUGCAGAGGAGAUCAAACGCCACGCUUUCUUCUCCACCAUAGACUGGAAUGUGAGUGGCACGUCUUCUGACACCUCAUACUACCAGUUCUAUCAGGGAAUCAGAUUAUCAUUAUUCAAUUAUCAUUUUAAAAGGAGCCAUAUUCUUCAGUAAUUACCAAGUUGCCAUUGCUUUAGCCAGGGGUGAAAGUAAGCCGGUUCGCUACAGAGUACCGGCAAAAUAAAUAGUGGGGGUACACUGUACCGAUAAAACAUGAGUCAUAACAAUAAUUUAAACAAAAAUAGAAAGAAAACGGUAGGCUAUUACACCAUUUAUUAUUACCGCCUGUCAGUCACAUGAGAAAUUAGCAAAUGGAGUUGAAAACGGGUGGUAUACGCUCCAAAAUGCGGUGUGGUUCGACGUGAACACUGAAUGAAUUUUGCAAAGGCAAAGAUGACUGACCAAGACGUGUGUGGGCAGCAAGACUCAUCAAUCAAUUUAGGCUACAAGAAUAGGCCUAUUAUGACAAUCGCUGAAUGUCAUUACACUUUUUGGUGUUUUGUAACCGAUGUCUCUUUCCAUUCUGUAAAUGGCGGAUGCACAGUGCACUGUUUGAUUGCUGGGAUUAUUUUAGAGUGGAGGAACAUAAUAAUAAUAUACCAUUUAGCAGACACUUUUAUCUAAAGCGACUUACAGUCAUGCGUGCAUACAUUUUUGUGUAUGGGUGGUCCCGGGGAUCGAACCCACUACCUUGGCAUUACAAGCGCUGUGCUCUACCAGCUGAGCUACAGAGGACCAAAAUGCAGAGGUAGCCUACUUCUUAAAUGAUUUGUUUGACAAUCAGAUUAAAAGCAUCAUGACUGGUUGUGUUCAUGCCACAUUAUAAGGUAAUACUGAAUAUUUUUACAGUUAAAAAGGAUAUGUAUCCUAUUAGGCCCAUAAAAUAGCUUGUGCACACACAGGUCCCGUACCAGAUAGAAAUAAUAACCCUUUCAGAAACUAUUUUAACCCUUUCAGAAACUGUUCCGGCGGGAAAUCCAGCCCCCAUUCAAGCCGGCUGUGGCCCGACCGGACGACACUUUCUACUUUGACUCAGAGUUCACCUCCCGCACACCCAAAGGUAAGAGGUCAAAGUUGACAAGAGUAACUUGUCCUAGCAUGUUUGCCAACUGACAAAGAAAUUAUCAGUCUAAUUUUAAUGGUAGGUUUAUUUGAACAGUGAGAGACAGAAUAACAACAACAAAAAUCCAGAAAAACGCAUGUCAAAAAUGUUAGAAAUUGAUUUGCAUUUUAAUGAGGGAAAUAAGUAUUUGACCCCCUCUCAAUCAGAAAGAUUUCUGGCUCCCAGGUGUCUUUUAUACAGGUAACGAGCUGAGAUUAGGAGCACACUCUUAAAUGGAGUGCUCCUAAUCUCAGCUUGUUACCUGAAUAAAAGACACCUGUCCACAGAAGCAAUCAAUCAAUCAGAUUCCAAACUCUCCACCAUGGCCAAGACCAAAGAGCUCUCCAAGGAUGUCAGGGACAAGAUUGUAGACCUACACAAGGCUGGAAUGGGCUACAAGACCAUCGCCAAGCAGCUUGGUGAGAAAGUGACAACAGUUGGUGCGAUUAUUCGCAAAUGGAAGAAACACAAAAUAACUGUCAAUCUCCCUCGGCCUGGGGCUCCAUGCAAGAUCUCACCUCGUGGAGUUGCAAUGAUCAUGAAAACGGUGAGGAAUCAGCCCAGAACUCCACGGGAGGAUCUUGUCAAUGAUCUCAAGGCAGCUGGGACCAUAGUCACCAAGAAAACAAUUAGUAACACACUACGCCGUGAAGGACUGAAAUCCUGCAGUGCCCGCAAGGUCCCCCUGCUCAAGAAAGCACAUAUACAUGCCCGUCUGAAGUUUGCCAAUGAACAUCUGAAUGAUUCAUUACAUUACAUCUUAGUCAUUUAGCAGACGCUCUUAUCCAGAGCGACUUACAGUUAGUGAAUACAUAUGGAAUUAUUAUUAUUAUUAUUUUUUUUCAUACUGUUCCCCCGUGGAAAUCGAACCCACAACCCUGGCGUUGCAAACGCCAUGCUCUAUCAACUGAGCUACAUCCCUGCCGGCCAUUCCCUCCCCUACCCUGGACGACGCUGGGCCAAUUGUGCGCCGCCCAUGAGUCUCCCGGUCGCGGCCGGCUGCGACAGAGCCUGGAUUCGAACCAGGAUCUCUAGUGGCACAGCUAGCACUGUGAUGCAGUGCCUUAGACCACUGCGCCACUCAGGAGACAAUUCAGAGGAGAACUGGGUGAAAGUGUUGUGGUCAGAUGAGACCAAAAUUGAGCUAUUUGGCAUCAACUCAGCUUGUUGGGCGGCAGGUAGCUUAGUGGUUAAAAGCGUUGUGCCGGUAACCGAAAGGUCGCUGGUUCUAAUCCCCGAGCCGAUUCGGAAAAAAAUCUGUCUGUGCCCUUGAGCAAGGCACUUAACCCUAAUUGCUCCUGUAAGUUGCUCUGGAUAAGAGCGUCUGCUAAAUUACUAAAAAAUAAUAAUAACUCGCCGUGUUUGGAGGAGGAGGAAUGCUGCCUAUGACCCCAAGAACACCAUCCCCACCGUCAAACAUGGAGGUGGAAACAUUAUGCUUUGGGGGUGUUUUUCUGCUAAGGGGACAGAACAACUUCACCGCAUCAAAGGGACUAUGGACGGGGCCAUGUACCGUCAAAUCUUGCCAGGGCAUUAAAAAUGGGUCGUGGGUGGGUAUUCCAGCAUGACAAUGACCCAAAACACACGGCCAAGGCAACUCAAAUAGUCAAAUACUUAUUUCCCUCAUUAAAAUGCAAAUCAAUUUAUAACAUUUUUGACAUGCGUUUUUCUGGAUUUUUUUGUUGUUAUUCUGUCUCUCACUGUUCAAAUAAACCUACCAUUAAAAUUAUAGACUGAUCAUUUCUUUGUCAGUGGGCAAAUGUACAAAAUCAGCAGGGGAUCAAAUACUUUUUUCCCUCACUGUAUGUGUGCGCCUGUGUUAAUGACCUUGUGUUCUCUCUGACCUCUCCCCAGACUCCCCAGGCAUUCCACCCAGUGCAGGAGCCCACCAGCUCUUCCGGGGCUUCAGCUUCGUCGCCCCGGCCAUGCUGGAUGAGGAGGGAGCAUUGGAGCCUGCCAAGCCUGCACCACACCCAGUGGUUCAGGUCAGCUGUCCAUCACAGAUGGGACAAAGCCACUCAGUCCCUCCAAUAUCUCCUAUAAGAAUAAUAGAACGUUACAUAUAGUCUCACAAGGGACCAAUUCGUUUCUAACCAAAUACAAGAAAGAAUCCAGAGAGCUCUCCCACACACAGCCAGUUUCCCAGUUCAGAUUAAGCCUUAAACUAGACUAAAAAGCUAUGUCAACAGAGUUUCUUCAUUGGGCAAGCUUUUUAUUCCAAGACUAGGCUUAAUCAGAGUCCGGGAAACCGCCGCUCAUUGUCCUACCCAAAGAUUUGUCUUUCAUUGCUGUUUGAGGGAGAACAUUGCUCAUUCACUCUCCGAACACUAGAUAGACAUAUUUAACCAGUCUACAGCACUCAUCAAUGUAAUGACAGUGUAAGCCAGUCUUACUUAGGGUAGAUAAGGCUGUGGUUUAGUGCUUGGUGGUUUCACACUGCACAUGAUGAGGAGUAAGCCUCUAAUCCAGUUCCAUGGCUGGGUCUAAUACCAUCAGUAGGGAUGCUCCAGUAGAUGUGCUUUAACACAACUGUAAUAGAGAGUGUGGUUGUGUCUGUGAUUGUGCUGGAUGAGUAAUCGUGCACAUCAAAUCGAAGUUUAUUGGUCACAUACACAGUUUAACAGAUGUUAUAGUGGGUGCAACAAAAUGCUUCUAACAAUGCAGUAAAAUGUUAAACAAGUACACAAAUAUAUAUAUAUUGGAACACAGGACUGAUGGUUGCUGAUAAUGGGCCUCUGUACGCCUAUGUAGAUAUUCCAUUAAAAAUCAGCCGUUUCCAGUUACAAUAGCCAUUUACAACAUUAACAAUGUCAACACUGUAUUUCUGAUCAAUUUGAUGUUAUUUUAAUGGACAAUUUUUUUUUUUUUUUUUUUUUCGAAAACAAGGUCAUUUCUAAGUGACCCCAAACUUUUGAACGUUAGUGUAUAUAUAUAUUUUUUUAAAGCACAAUUUUUGUUUAAUCAAUCAUGAACGUCAGGAUGAAUCCAAUUAACAACCUAAAUAGCACUGUAACAGUAAUCAAAAUGCAAUCUAUACGCAUGUACACUGGAAGAAUUUAGACAAGAUAUACUAAGAAUGAUAUGUACAGCAGUAGAUAUAUUACAGUGAGCUAUGUCAGGAAUCCAGUAUAUAAAUAAAUAUGCGGUGUGUGUGUGUGUAUAAACAGUACAGUAGUGGUGCGUGGGUAAACUCACUGGGGAAGCCAAGCCAGGAAAAAAUGGCCAUAUUACAACCUGUUUGCGCUACAACCUGUUCAUUCUUAUGCCUUGCCACCGUGAUAUAUAUAGGCCUUAAGGCCGAGACAAGAGGACAGUGGCAAUAAUAAAUUCAGCCACACCUUCGUUUCAUCACAAAACCAGAGAGCAACCUCUGUCCAGUGAACCACAAAGCAUGUAACAAACAGUUUACAUGACCUACAGCAUGGUCAAGCAAGUUAAUGUUUCCGACAUUUUCAGACUGCUAAAGCUAUUGAUUUAGAACCACGGAGAGUUACCGCAAGUCACAAAGAAAACAGGAGCUGCCUCUGCUAUUUAGCCAACACCAUUUCAACUUUAACAUUUCAUCAUCAUCUAUGCUUAGUCUAAUAUAGUUACAACUAAAAGACACCAAAAACGAUUUAGUCCAAUCAACAUAAGUUAAAUAGAGUUCGCUCCAAAGGAUUGGGACAGUGACACAUUUUUUGUUGUUUUGGCUCUGUACUCCAGCAGUCUGGAUUUGAAAUGAUACAAUGACAAUGGAGUUAAAGUUACAGACUGUCAGCUUUAAUUUGAGGGUAUUUUCAUCCAUAUCGUGUGAACCGUUUAGAAAUUAGAGUACUUUUUGUACGUAGUCCCGCCCCAUUUUAGGGGACCAAAAGUAUUGGGACAAAUUCACUUGUGUGUAUUAAAGUAGCAAAAAGUUUAGUAUUUGGUCCCAUAGUCCUAGCACGCAAUGAUUACAUCAAGCUUGUGACUGUACAAACUUGUUUGAUGUAUUUGCUGUUUGUUUUGGUUGUUUCAGAUUAUUUUGUGCCCAAUAGAAAUGAAUGGUGCAUAAUGUAUUGUCAUUUUGGAGUCACUUUUAUUGUAAAUAAGAAUAGAAUAUGUUUCCAAACACUUCUACAUUAAUGUGGAUGCUAUGAUUACAGAUAGUCCUGACUUAAUCAUGAAUAAUGAUUAGUGACAAAAUUACAGAUGCACAAAUGUCAUACCCCCCAAGACAUGCUAACCUCUCACCAUUGCAAUAACAGGGGAGGUUAGCAUUUUUGGGGGGGGGGGGGGGUAUGAUAUUUGUGAAUCUGUCAUUUUCUCACUCAUCAUUAUUCACGAUUCAUUCAGGAUUAUCCGUAAUUCAAGUUUUUGCUGUCAAUGACGUUUGGCUUUUGAUGUGAUUGGUGUGAAGCCAAAUCCAAACUGUCUUCCCUUUACACUUUUCUUUUUGUGUGUGCCAGAACCAUUCACAGUUGCGCUCACUCAGUUUAGCUCAACGCCGAUUGGCUACUAUUUAUAAUUUUUUUAUCAAGGGAGUGUGGCUUCCCUUGCAUUUAAUGCUACGGGCGGCAACAAUGUCAUACUCUUUCUGACCAGACAGCAUCAGAUAAAUGGGCUACACAUAUAGAAACAGAGGGGUGCUGUUUCGCUCGCUCUGAUGCUUUCUCCGGUGAGGUACAUUCAGCCUCCUGCGAACUGAAGGAAAGUUAUGAAACACAUAUAGACGAAAGAUACAUUAUUUUGUUUUUCUUUUUUUAUUGGUUCAUUUUUGGGGGAAGCCUGGCUUCCCUUGGCAUCCAUGAAUACACGCCACUGAAACAGUAUAACUAAAUACUAAGUACAGUAGUAGAAAUAUUAGAAUGAGUUAUGUCGGGAAUGCAGUAUUUAAAUACUCAGUGUGAAACAGGAAGUGUCCAGUGGUUCAAUGUCUCUGUGACAUGGGGCAGCGGUCUUGCACCUGUACUGUCUCUGUCUGCCAGACAGUAGCUGAGUGAACAGUCUGUGGCUCAGUUGACUGAGUUCCUUAAUGGAAUGGGGUGUGGGUGUGUGGACGAAUAGUCUAAAAAGAAUAAACACAUUGAUUGUUGUUUGUGAAGCAGUUGUAGCCUGCAGUAAAGUACUGCACCACUGUGUGUGUGAUGCUGUAACCCUAACCGCAGCACUCACUUCCCCUUGUUUUCGGUUUGAUGUAGCAACUCCAUGGGAAGAACCUGUUGUUCAGCGAUGGCUACGUGCUGAAGGAAGACAUCGGCAUGGGCUCCUUCUCUGUCUGCAAGCGCUGCAUCCACAAAGCAACCAACACAGAGUACGCUGCCAAGGUCAGAACACCCACACACACACAGAUACACACACUUCUCUGCCUGCAAGAGCUUCGUCCACAAAGCCAACAACACCGAGUACGCCGCCAAGGUACCAAAACAUACACUGUAGCCUCCCUCUCACUGAGUGUAUAUCCUGACAUAUUGAGCAAACACUCUCCCCAGUCCCCCAAGUUCUUAUUUGUCCAUCUUGUGGGGUGCUUAAUCAUUGCUAAUACAGUAGUUGGACUUGACUCUCUAAAAACAAUUUCUGUUGAUUUAAGUCAUUCAGAUCUGUCUUUUGGAGCAUGCUGUUCUAGUUUCACAUCUCUUGUCUCACACCGUCUCCCCACGGUUUCAUAAUGGAGUAUUUAUAAUGGCGUUUGUUGUAUUAUUGUGUACUACCAGGUGAUUGACAAGACCAUGACAGACCCCUCAGAGGAGAUCGAGAUCCUGCUGAGAUACGGCCAGCACCCCAACAUCAUCACCCUGAAGGAUGUGAGCACACACACACACACACACACACACACACACACACACACACACACACACACACACACACACACACACACACACACACACACACACACACAAUCAUCACCCAGAAGGAUGUGAGUACACGCACACACACCCACACAGACUGAAUCAUCCUCCAUGUGUUCUUUCCAUCCGUCAGGUGUAUGAUAAUGGGAAGCAGGUGUAUCUGGUGACAGAGCUGAUGCGAGGCGGGGAGCUGCUAGACCGGAUCCUCAAACAGAAGUUCUUCUCAGAGCGCGAGGCCAGCGCCGUGCUCCACACCAUCACCAAGACUGUAGAAUACCUCCACGCACAGGGGGUGAGACAACUCUCUACACAACUCUCUACACACACACUGUAACAGACUGGUGAAUAUGGACUUGAAUAAACUUUGUCUUACAAGAGUUUGUUGAUAUUCCUUGAUAUCCUUUUUCCUAUGUUCUAAUAUUCUUAUAUUAAAAAAUAUAUAAUUAUGUCACAGUAUUAACACUACUAGACAAAUAAUAUACAACCAACAUCUUAUCUCCAAAAAGUCCAUUGGAAGUCAAGUGUUGAAGUAACAGUUGAAGGAGAUUAAGUUACUUAGUUGUCUUUCAAUCACCUCUCUCCUCCCCCUCUCCUCCUCAUCUCUCCAUCUCCCCUCUCUCCAGGUGGUCCACAGGGACCUGAAGCCUAGUAACAUCCUGUAUGUAGAUGAGUCGGGGAACCCUGAGUCCAUCAGGAUCUGUGACUUUGGUUUCGCCAAGCAGCUGAGAGCUGACAAUGGCCUGCUCAUGACCCCCUGCUACACCGCUAACUUUGUAGCUCCGGAGGUAAGCCCGGGACGGUGUAUCUGUGUGUGUGUGUGUGUGUGUGUGUGUGUGUGUGAGAUGACGAUUAUGAUUAAUACCCGUAUAUACACUGAGUAUACCACACAUUAGGAACACCUACCUAAUAUUGAGUUGCAGCCCCCCCUUUGCCCUCAGAACGGCCUCAAUUCGUCAGGGCAUGGACUCUACAAGGUGUUCGAAAGCGUUCCACAGGGAUGCUGGUCUUGUUAACUCCAAUGCUUCCCACAGUUGUCAAGUUGGCUAGAUGUCCUUUGGGUGGUAGACCAUUCUUGAUACACACAGGAAACUGUUGAGUGUGAAAAACCCAGCAGUGUUGCAGUUCUUGAUACAAACCAGUGCGCCUGGCUAGGGCUGUGGCGGUCAUGACAUUUUGUCAGCCGGUUAUUGUCAUGCAAAAGUCUACCGGUCUCACGGUAAUUGAUCAUUAACAUAAACAACUUUAGCGUCUCCAGGCCUCCACGCAUACAAGCCACAUACAAGUUGCUGAUGCACACCUUUGGAACAUCUACAUUUAAAAAAGUAUAAUAAAUCAAUUGAACAUACUCCAUCACCAUCACAAUAAAUCCAUUAUUUAUUUUAGGCAGGUCUAAAGAAACAUUAUGAUAUGAAGAAAAUGUAUUUUAGAAGAACAGCAUAGGAGUUGGCCUACUGUAUGUUAUCUGGCUAUGCUCCAUGUCAUAGGCUGUAGGCUUGUUCAUUUAGCAGACAAGAUAUGCCAUUAUUUUAUAUUAUAUGAUUUUAUAGUAAGAAGAAUAUAAUUGAAUUUAGCUAAUAAAAUAGAAAGGAUUUUUUUUCCGUUCCGGAGCGAGAAUGCGCAUAUGAAGUCGCUAUGUUGAGCGUAAAAGUAAUAAUUUGAAACAGGUCCUAUAGCCUACGCUAGAUUUAGAGUUACUUGGCAACUUUAGUUGUGAAUGAUACAAACCAUAGAAUUCCUUAGAAAUCAAAAGAUACACUAUAUAGACAAAAGCAUGCGGACAAUUAGUGGAUUCGGCUAUUUCAGCCACACCUGUUGCUGACAGGUGUAUAAAAAUCGAGCACACAGCCAUGCAAUUUCCAUAGACAAACAUUGGCAGUAGAAUGGCCUUACUGAUGAGCUCAGUGAAAAAUCGUCUGUCCUCGGUUGCAACACUCACUACAGAGUUCCAAACUGCCUCUGGAAGCAACAUCACAAGAACUGUUCGUCGGGAGCUUCAUGAAAUGGGUUUCCAUGGCCAAGAAGCCAAACACAAGCCUAAGAUCACCAUGCGCAAUGCCAAGCGUCGCCUGGAGUGGUGUAAAGCUUGCCGCCAUUGGACUCUGGAGCAGUUGAAAUGCGUUCUCUGGAGUGAUAAAUCACGCUUCACCAUCUGGCAGUCCGACGGACAAAUCUGGAUUUGGCGGAUGCCAGGAGAACGCUACCUGCCCCAAUGCAUAGUGCCAACUGUAAAGAUGAAAUGGUUUGUCGAGAUCGGUGUGGAAGAACAAAAGCAUUAAGAAGGAAAGAAAUUCCACAAAUUAACUUUUAAGAAAGCACACCUGUUAAUUGAAAUUAGUUCUAGGUGACUACCUCAUGAAGCUGGUUGAGAGAAUGCCAACAGUGUGCAAAGCUGUCAUCAAGGCAAAGGGUGGCUAUUUGAAGAAUCUCAAAUAUAAAAUAUAUUUUGAUUUGUUUAACAUUUUAUUGGUUACUACAUGAUUCCAUAUGUGUUAUUUCAUAGUUUUGAUGUCUUCACUAUUAUUCUACAAUGUAGAAAAUAGUAAAAAUAAAGAACAACCCUUUAAUGAGUAGGUGUGUCCAAACUUUUGACUGGUACUGUAUAGGCCUAUGCAGUGCUUGACUUGGGCAGGCGCUCACCGGAGAUGAGUACCAGCACCUCAAGUUUUCUACUGCUUAUAGAAUAUUAGCUCAAAAGUAUUGUGGAGCUCCUCCACCUAAAUAUAAACAGUACCAGCACCCAAAAUGAGUACCGGCACCUAUUUCAGUCCAAGUCAAGCACUGGGCCUGUGCAUAAUCUCUAAUAUGCAUAUGGGUGUUUUGAAUUAAUCAUCACCUUAGAAAGCGCUGUGUUAGGCUUUGAAACAACAUCCACAAUGACCAUGUUUUCCACUCUGUUUCAACCUGUUGUUGAACUUCUUUCUUCAAAUUGAUCAAUCACAGUGAGGUGCGUUUUAAAAGCACAUACUGUUUUUAUGAUGCGUUUGUGAUGUUCGAUUGCAUUUGCAUUGAUGCCAGAGUGGUUAGAGGGACAAUGGAGCCCUGAGUACCAGGACAUUAGGGACCUGAUGGCCAUUAGUGAGUUGGGUACUACCAACAUGCCUAGAGUGCAUAAGUGGAGAUUACCAUGACUCAACGGUCACAUAGAAUUUGCUGCUGCCAUGACUCAUGACUACCGGUGUGGCGGUAAUACGGUCUACCAUACCCCGUUCAAAGGCACUUCAAUCUUUUGUCUUGCCCGUUCACCCUCUGAAUGGCACACAUACACAAUCAAUGCCUCAAUUGUCUCCAGGCUUAAAACUUAUUUAACCUGUAUCCUCCCCUUCAUCUACACUGAUUGAAGUGGAUUUAACAAGUGACAUCAAUAAGGGAUCAUAGCUUUCACCUGGAUUCACCUGGUCAGUCUAUGUCAUGGAAAGAGCAGGUGUUCAUAAUGUUUUGUAUGCUCAGUGUAGCGUCCUUGUCAAAGUCUAGGGUGCAUAGCCUUUGGGCGUAUAGCUUUACCCCGGUGAUGCACGAUAGCCAAUAUUGGGACGUAUUGCUCUGUCUGUGUGUUCCAGGUGUUGAAGCGUCAGGGCUAUGACGAAGGCUGUGAUAUUUGGAGUCUGGGUGUCUUGCUGUACACCAUGCUGGCUGGGUGAGGAACACACACACACACACACACACCAUACCACUCAUACAUCUGUGCACAAUAUUCCACUCCAUAUGACAUUUACAUCCAACAAAAUGUAAUGUUGUCACUCACGUGCAUACACACUCACUCUCAUUUGACUUGUCCCCUGUGCUCCCUCCCUCCCCUCCCCCUCAGCUUCACGCCGUUUGCCAACGGACCCGAGGACACUCCAGAUGAGAUCCUGAGCAGGAUAGGCAGCGGUCACUUCACUCUGACAGGAGGCAACUGGGACGCCGUGUCGGACGCAGCCAAGGUACAGUAGGACUGACUAGGACUUGCUGAGUGACUUUUUGACCUUUUCACAUGAUCGUGCCGUGAAGUAGAACAAUAGUGGUUUAGUUUGGAUUUCAAGGAUAGAGGUGUACAGUAUAUAAUAUGAUAAAAUCCCAACAAACCGGCAUCCCGAGUUGCGCAGCGGUCUAAGGCACUGCACUGCAGUGCUUGAGGAGUCACUACAGACCCUGGUUCGAUCCCAGGCUGUGUCGCAGCCGGCCGUGACCAGGAGACCCAUGAGGCGGCGCACAAUUGGCCCAUUGUCGUCCGUGUUAGGGGAGGGUUUGGCCUGCCAGGAUUUCCUUGUCCCAUCGCACUCUAGCGACUCCUUGUGGCGGGCCGGGCGCCUGCAAGCUGACUUCAGUCACCAGCUGGAAGGUGUUUCCUCCGACACAUUGGUGCGGCUGGCUUCCGGGUUAAGCGAGCAGUGUGUCAAGAAGCAGUGCGGCUUGGCAGGGUCGUGUUUCGGAGGACGCAUGGCUCUCGACCUUCGCCUCUCCCGAGUCCGUAGGGGAGUUGCAGUGAUGGGACAAAACUGUAACUACCAAUUGGAUAUCAUGAAAAAGGGGUAAAAAAAACAAAAUCAAACCAUUAAUUUCUUCCUUCCUGCUGUGUGUGUUCUUUCUCUUUAGGACCUGGUGUCUAAGAUGCUCCAUGUGGACCCCCACCAGCGGCUGACAGCCAUGCAGGUCCUCAAGCACCCCUGGAUCGUCCAGAGGGACAAGCUGCCCAACAGCCAGCUGCAGCACCAGGACGCCAAGCUGGUCAAGGUACUGGAUUGAUACUAUAAUGUACACUCUACUGUACCCACUGGGCAAUCCAGGGUUGGGGGUCAACUCCGUUUUUGUUCAGAGGGUGAAUUUGUAUUUCUAAUGGACACAGCUAGUGCCAUUACAGUCCCGAAAAGUAUGUUCCGUCAAUAGCGCAAUGUGACCUAACUUUUUAUUUUAAAGGUAUAUUUUGGGGAAUUGUAUGCUUUAUUGGAUAGAGGAGAGACAAUGGGAAAGAUGGAUAGAGAGUGUGCUGAAAUGGCAGUGGGCCGGAGUCGAACCCAUGCUGCAGCGGUAUAUGUGAGCCGUAGGCAGCGGUUCAGUCCGUUAGACCACCCUAGGCCAUAGUGUGACCUAAUUUUGUAGUGCCUGCAGCGCUUUAUUUGUAAAUCGGGAGGUGACGGCACAAAAAGUGGGCGCAAGAGGGGCGUGACCUGGGGAGCUCUGAGGUACCGGAACGCACGAGAAAAGGAAAAAAAAAUCACCUUUAUGAUACAGCAUUGCAUGCAGGCAGGUAGCUUAGUCGUUAAGAGCGUUGUGCCAGUAACCGAAAGGUCGCUGGUUCUAAUCCCCGAGCCAACUAGGUGAAAAAUCUGUCGAUGUGCCCUUGAGCAAGGCACUUAACCCUAAUUGCUAGUGUAAGUCUGCUAAAUGACUAACAUUUACAUAGUGACAUUGAGUAGAACAGAGGCACUUACAGAAUUUGCGCACAAUAUAUUGUAGCCUUUUAUUUUUUUUAAAUCAUGUAAUUCUACGUAAUUUUACAUAACUGGAGACUUUAGUCAAAUAUUUGUUAAUACCACACAAAUUAUCGAAAUGACAGGCUACUCUAGCACUGACAGAGAAAUACAAAACAGCCUUGUCUUGAAUGCAACAAAUAGCCUAGGCUUACGAUAAGAGUGGAGACAAAAGAUGGUACAGGAGGAAAUUAUAGUCCUGAACAAGUUUAGUGUCACUGACUCACCCAAUGAUGCGCAGCGCACUCACCAGUGUUGCUGUUCGCUCAAUAGGCCUACUUGGGAAUUGAUCAAAUAUUUUGGAGGCCUAUAGACAUACAAGUCUUCUUUUAAGCAGGAGCCAUUUGCUUUCCAACCUGUGCUUUUCCCACGAUUGUAUUCAAAAUAUUGCGAAAGGCCUGUUUUGGCAGCUGUUCAGACAGCCACAACUCAACAAUCAGGUGAUUGAUAGCCUACAGUCGCCUUGGUCUCUAGACUUCAAUGUUGCACAAACCUAAUCCCUGGCCUGGCCCAACCGGAAUCAUUUCUCAGAAUUUCAGGCGGGGGCUGAAAAUCUAUGUUUUCACAUGACGUUUGGGCAGGAUAAUUAACGAGGAGGCAUCUUAAUAAACUCUUAAUAAAAUCGCUUUUAUUCAAAUUGCCUUCUCUUUCAAGUUAAAACUGCAAUAUGUUACUUUUUGGGUGACCUGACCAAAUGCACAUAGAAAUGUCAGUUAUAGAUCUGUCAUUCUCAUUUAAAGCAAGUCUAAUAAGUGGUAUAUCUGUUCUAUGUGGGCUAUUUCUAUGCUUCCCGUUCUUAAGUUUCGUUUUUGCAUCUUUUACUUUUGGUUUUGAACACCAGCUUCAAACAGCUGAAAAUACAAUAUACAGCUCUGGAAAAAAUUAAGAGACCACUGCAAAUGUUUCUUAAAUCAGCAUCUCUACAUGUAUGACAGCCAUUCCAUUCCAGUGUCUGUUGAAUUCCAACACAGGCACACCUCAUUCUACUGAAUUAGGUACUGAUUAGGUGAUCACAUGAACCAAAUCUUAUUUAACAAGGAAAAGUAUAAAAUCCACUGCUGUGGUCAUCACUAUCCUCUUGCAAUAGGACCAGCUGGAUGGCAAAAACAGUGCUAAUAGUACCUCAAAAGUAAUAUUAAUUUAAAAAAUAACUAUUGACCAUGCCAAAAGAGUUGAAAAGGAAAGUUUUGGGUGAGGAAAAGAAUGGUUCAAUUCUGGCUUUACUGGCAGAGGGAUACAGUGAGCGUCAGGUUGCUUCCAUCCUGAGGUACCGGAACAGAACAGCGCCGGAGAAGAUGGCUGCCGUUUUACAGCCCUCUAACCAAUUGUACUAUUAUGUGUGUUUUUCCGCGUUAUUUGUAAUUUAUUUUGUACAUAAUGUUUCUGCCAUCGUCUCUUAUAACCAAAAAGAGCUUCUGGAUAUCAGGACAGCGAUUACUCACCUCGCAUUGGACGAAGAUUUUUUCUUCAACGAGGCGGUCGCGAAGGAUAUCCUACAGACACCCGACAAGGCCCAGAUCCCCGUCAUUUGCGUGAGGAAGAGACGGAGAUAUCGCGGACGCAGAUCCGGGUGCCUUGUAAGGAUCCGACGGCGAGCGAGUAAACUGCCUCUCCCAUCAAUCCUAUUAGCCAACGUUCAAUCUUUUGAGAAUAAAAUGGACGAUUUAAGAUUACGGUUAUCCUACCAACGGGACAUUAAAAACUGUAAUAUCUUAUGUUUCACGGAGUCGUGGCUGAACGACAACAAUGAUAACAUUCAGCUAGCAGGCUAUACGCUACAUCGGCAGGACAGAACGUCUGACUCUGGUAAGACAAGGGGUGGCGGUCUCUGUAUAUUUGUAAACAACAGCUGGUGCACAAAAUCAAAUACUAAGGAAGUCUCGAGGUUUUGCUCGCCUGAGGUAGAGUAUCUUAUGAUAAGCUGUAGACCACACUAUUUACCAAGAGAGUUUUCAUCUAUAUUUUUCAUAGCUGUCUAUUUACCACCACAAACCAAUGCUGGCAUUAAGAUUGCACUGAAUGAGUUGUACAAGGCCAUUAAUCAACAGGAAAACGCUCAUCCAGAUGCAGCGCUCCUAGUGGCCGGGGACUUUAAUGCAGGGAAACUUAAAUCCGUUCUACCUAAUUUCUACCAGCAUGUUAAAUGUGCAACCAGAGGGAAAAAAACUCUAGACCACCUUUACUCCACACACAGAGACGCAUACAAAGCUCUCCCUCGCCCUCCAUUUGGCAAAUCUGACCAUAACUCUAUCCUCCUGAUUCCUGCUUAUAAGCAAAAACUGAAGCAGGAAGCACCAGUGAUUCGGUUAAUAAAAAAGUGGUCAGAUGACGCAGAUGCUAAGCUACAGGACUGUUUUGCUAGCACAGACUGGAACAUGUUCCGGGAUUCUUCAGACAGCAUUGAGGAGUACACCACAUCAGUCACUGGCUUCAUCAAUAAGUGCAUCGAUGAUGUCGUCCCCACAGUGACCGUACGUACAUACCCCAACCAGAAGCCAUGGAUUACAGGAAACAUCCGCACUGAGCUAAAGGGUAGAGCUGCCGCUUUCAAGGAACGGGACUCUAACCCGGACGCUUAUAAGAAAUCCCGCUAUGACCUCCGACGAACCAUCAAACAGGCAAAGAGUCAAUACAGGUCUAAGAUUGAACAAGCCUACCAGACGAGCUAAACCACUUCUAUGCUCACUUCGAGGCAAGCAACACUGAAGCAUGCAUGAGAGCACCAGCUGUUCCGGAUGACUAUGUGAUCACGCUCUCCGUAGCCGAUGUGAGUAAGACUUUUAAGCAGGUCAACAUUCACAAGGCCGCAGGGCCAGGCGGAUUACCAGGACGUGUACUCCGAGCAUGUGCUGACCAACUGGCAAGUGUCUUCACUGACAUUUUCAACAUGUCCCUGACUGAGUCUGUAAUACCAACAUGUUUCAAGCAGACCACCAUAGUCCCCGUGCCCAAGAACUCUAAGAUAACCUGCCUAAAUGACUACCGACCCGUAGCACUGACGUCUGUAGCCAUGAAGUGCUUUGAAAGACUGGUCAUGGCUCACAUCAACAGCAUAAUCCCAGAAACCCUAGACCCACUCCAAUUUGCAUACCGCCCCAACAGAUCCACAGAUGAUGCAAUCUCUAUCGCACUCCACACUGCCCUUUCCCACCUGGACAAGAGGAACACCUACGUGAGAAUGCUAUUCAUUGACUACAGCUCAGCAUUCAACACCAUAGUGCCCUCUAAGCUCAUCACUAAGCUAAGGAUCCUGGGACUAAACACCUCCCUCUGCAACUGGAUCCUGGACUUCCUGACGGGCCGCCCCCAGGUGGUAAGGGUAGGUAACAACACAUCUGCCACACUGAUCCUCAACACGGGGGCCCCUCAGGGGUGCGUGCUCAGUCCCCUCCUGUACUCUCUGUUCACCCAUGACUGCAUGGCCAGGCACGACUCCAACACCAUCAUUAAGUUUGCCGACGACACAACAGUGGUAGGCCUGAUCACUGACAACGAUGAGACAGCCUAUAGGGAGGAGGUCAGAGAUCUGGCCGUGUGGUGCCAGGACAACAACCUCUCCCUCAACGUGACCAAGACAAAGGAGAUGAUUGUGGACUACAGGAAAAAAAAGAGGACUGAGCACGCCCCCAUUCUCAUCGACGGGGCUGUAGUGGAACAGGUUGAGAGCUUCAAGUUCCUUGGUGUCCACAUCACCAACGAACUAUCAUGGUCCAAACACACCAAGACAGUCGUGAAGAGGGCACGACAAAGCCUAUUCCCCCUCAGGAGACUAAAAAGAUUUGGCAUGGGUCCUCAGAUCCUCAAAAAAUUCUACAGCUGCACCAUCGAGAGCAUCCUGACUGGUUGCAUCACCGCCUGGUAUGGCAACUGCUUGGCCUCUGACCGCAAGGCACUACAGAGGGUAGUGCGUACGGCCCAGUACAUCACUGGGGCAAAGCUCCCUGCCAUCCAGGACCUCUAUACCAGGCGGUGUCAGAGGAAGGCCCUCAAAAAUUGUCAAAGACUCCAGCCACCCUAGUCAUAGACUGUUCUCUCUGCUACCGCACGGCAAGCGGUACCGGAGUGCCAAGUCUAGGUCCAAAAGACUUCUCAACAGCUUCUACCCCCAAGCCAUAAGACUCCUGAACAGCUAAUCAUGGCUACCCGGACUAUUUGCACUGCCCCCCCACCCCAUCCUUUUUACGCUGCUGCUACUCUGUUAAGUAUUUAUGCAUAGUCACUUUAACUCUACCCACAUGUACAUAUUACCUCAACUACCUCAACUAGCCGGUGCCCCCGCACAUUGACUCUGCAACGGUACCCCCCUGUAUAUAUAGCCUCCCUACUGUCACUUUAUUUUACUGUAUAUAUAGCCUCCCUACUGUCACUUUAUUUUACUUCUGCUCUUUUUUUCUCAACACUUUUUUUGUUGUUGUUUUAUUCUUACUUUUUUUGUUUAAAAUAAAUGCACUGUUGGUUAAGGGCUGUAAGUAAGCAUUUCACUGUAAUGUCUGCACCUGUUGUAUUCGGCGCAUGUGACCAAUAACAUUUGAUUUGAUUUGAUUUGAUCCUAAAAAUUUCAAAGACGGCGGUUCAUAAGAACAAGGUCAAGCAGCAGACAUUGGGGACAUCAAAGCUACAGACCGGCGGAUGACAUCAAGUGACCUACAAAAAGAAUGGCAAACGGCAGCUGGGGUGAGGUGCAUGGCGAGGACGGUUCGAAACAGGCUCCUAGGGGCAGGGCUGAAGUCGUGCAAAGCUAGAAAAAAGCCCUUCAUCAAUGAGAAGCAAAUAUGAGCCAGGCUGAGGUUUGCAAAAGACCAUAAGGAUUGGACCGUAGAGGACUGGAGUAAGGUCAUCUUCUCUGAUGAGUCCAAUUUUCAGCUUUGCCCAACACCUGGUCGUCUAAUGGUUUGACGGAGACCUGGAGAGGCCUACAAGCCACAGUGUCUCGCACCCACUGUGAAAUUUGGUGGAGGAUCAGUGAUGAUCUGGGGGUGCUUCAGCAAGGCUGGAAUCGGGCAGAUUUGUCUUUGUGAAGGACGCAUGAAUCAAGCCACGUACAAGGUUGUCCUGGAAGAAAACUUGUUUCCUUUUGCUCUGACAUUGUUCCCCAACUCUGAGGAUUGGUUUUUCCAGCAGGACAAUGCGCCAUGCCACACAGCCAGGUCAAUCAAGGUGUGGAUGGAGGACCACCAAAUCAAUACCCUGUCAUGGCCAGCCCAAUCUCCAGACCUGAACCCCAUUGAAAACUUCUGGAAUGUGAUCAAGAGGAAGCUGGAUGGUCACAAGCCAUCAAACAAAGCCGAGCUGCUUGAAUUUUUGCGCCAGGAGUGGCAUAGUCACCCAACAUCAAUGUGAAAGACUGGUGGAGAGCAUGCCAAGACGCAUGAAAGCUGUGGUUGAAAAUCAGGGUUAUUCCACCAAAUAUUGAUUUCUGAACUCUUCCUAAGUUAAAACAUUAGUAUUGUGUUGUUUAAAAAUGAACAUGAACUUAUUUUCUUUGCAUUAUUCGAGGUCUGACAACACUGCAUCUUUUAUUUUUAUUUUGACCAGUUGUCAUUUUCUGCAAAUAAAUGCUCUAAAUGACAAUAUUUUUAUUUGGAAUUUGGGAGAAAUGUUGUCAGUAGUUUAUAGAAUAAAACAAAUGUUAAUUUCACCCAAACACAUACCUAUAAAUAGUAAAACCAGAGAAACUUGUAUUUUUGCAGUGGUCUCUUAUUUUUUCCAGAGCUGUAUUUCACAGUGGUUUUGAUGGUACAAUGAUUCUCUACACUAUACGUGCCAGAUUCUGUGUGCGCCUGCAACUGAAACUGUUUGUCCUCCAAACUGGUAUCUUGACGUUGCACUACUUCUCUUCCCACAGGGGGCGAUGGCGGCCACCUACUCAGCCUUGAAGAGCUCCCAGCCCACGCCGGAGCUCAAGCCCAUCGAGUCUUCCUUCCUGGCCCAGCGACGUGUCAAGAAGCUCCCCUCCACCUCUCUGUAGAACCAUGUAGAACCAUGUAGAACCCCAGACUCUAGCUACAACAACCCCAGUCAGUCAGUACAGCAGCAAGUCACGAGACUGAAGAGACAAGCAGACCACCUCAGUUUAACCAGCCAAGGACCACUGACUGUGCUCUGCUGUAGUCACCUCCCCCUGCCGGUGAUAUCAGUCAUCUCGGUUUCCUCCUCGAUAGGCGUGGUCACUGGCUGUCAAUCACACUGGACUAGUGACAGGACAUGGCUGGGGAUGAGUGGGCAGUGGGGUAGCGGCAGGUUAUGGCAAAUGUGUUAGCAGUAUAUUUUGGAUAACAGUUGUGAGCCUUGAGUUUGCGAGACAACCUGCU